GUCACGGUUUAAUUGAAAUAUUGAGUUCUUUCUAUAUAAUAUAAAUGCAAAAAUGUUCAAAUUGCUUUAUUCCGUUUUAUUAGGCGUACUUGUUUGCUCUCAUAUGAAAUCAAAAGUGUGGGGUGACGGAGAUGUUACAGCUUCGGUUCGAUCAUAUAUUAAUCGGGUUAAUAAUAAAAUGUUUCUAUUAUAUGAAGAAAUUCAUCGUCUAACAUUUAAUAAACAUCAAUAUGAAUAUCUGGGUGAUCUAGAUGUAAUUGGAAGAACUAUUGAUGAAAUUGCUUCAUUAACAAAAGAAGCGCAAACAUUUAAUUUGGGUGACGUUAAAGAUCCCGAAUUAAAAUCAGCCCUUCUAAAUCUACAGAAAUCAUCUUAUUUAUAUAUACUGGGCGGUGAUGAAUAUAAUAAUCUAAUGCAAAUUUUGGAUACAAUGAUGAUGCCAGCAAUUCGGCGAGGUUUAUGUGAAUAUAAUAAUUUUCAUAAUUGUGAUCUCGCAUAUAUACCAGACAUUAAGCAAAUGAUUGCAAGUAAUUCAUAUAAUUCCGAACAAUUAUUAUAUUAUUGGACACAAUGGCGGGAAGAAAUUGAAAAAAAAUCAAGACCACAAUUCCCAAAAUUUAUUGAUUUAUAUAAACAGGCUGCUGUAGAAACAGGUGUGACACCUGUUGAAUUUUUAUAUAAUUAUUAUGGUGGUGAUACAAGCAUAAUUGACAAUAUGAAGCACGUUAUGAAUGAUUUAAUGUCAUUUUAUGAAGAAUUUCAUGCGUAUGUACGGCAUGAACUGAGUGAAAUAUUUGGUAAAGAUAUUGUUUCAAAAACAGGUCCGAUACCAGAUCAUAUUUUCCAAGUUAUAUCAAUGCAAGCUUGGAAAAAAGAUAGUAUUUUGCCACAACCUUAUCCAGACCAAAGAUUACCGAACUUAAAAGCUGGCUUACAGAAUCAAAAUGUUAACCCAACAAAAAUGAUAAACAUUAUAGAACAAUAUUACACAUCAAUGGGUUUAAGUUCUAUUCCCAGAAAUAUUAGAUCAAAUUUUAAGAAAAAAAGUGAUAAUGAAUUACGAUCAGAAUGUAAAGCUGAAAUUUAUGAUGAAACACCAAAUAUAAGAAUGGAAUAUUGCCCACAAGUUAAUAUCAAGAAAUUUUUACAAAUGCAUGGUUACAUGGGCCGUGUUCAUUACGCUUAUGAAAAACGCGACCUACCAUUCCAUUUCUUUAGUUCAUAUAAAUUUGAAGAUGCAGUAGGUGAAGCUCUAAUAUUAUCUGCGUCAUCACCAUCACAUUUAACAAACCUUGGAAUUGUUGAAGACUCCACAUACACACCAGAAUUGGAAAUGAAUCGUCUAUUCAGAAUGGGGGUUCAUACCAUUUUUAAUAUACCAAAAUAUUAUGUCCAUGUAAAAUUAAUUGAAGAUAUACUUAAUGGUACUACAACUACUGAUAAUAUUAAUGUACAUUACUGGAAAUUAAUGGAACAGUAUGCAGGAGUUGAACCACCAAUCAAUCGUAAUAUUGAAGCUCUUGAUUUACCAUAUAAAUUUUUUGAAGAUUUAAAAGCAAACCGUUUAGUAACAAAAUUUGUGUCUGAAAUUCUUGGAUAUCAAUUUUAUGAAUCAUUAUGUAUAAUAGCUGGAAAAUAUGGUUUCUACGCACAAGAUAAACCAUUACAUGAUUGUAAUUUGGAAGGACAUAAUGAAGUUGGACGUAGUCUAAAAAAUAUGAUGAAAUUAGGAUCAAAAAAACGAUGGCGAGAAGUAUUAAAUGUUGUUAAUGGAAAUAAUAAUGGUUUAUCAGCACAAGGUUUAUUGCAUUAUUAUUCACCAUUAAGAAGCUGGUUGCAACAGCAAAUUCAAAUAAAGAAAAUUAAUAUUGGAUGGACGCCAAGUGAAAAAGCUGUAAAUUUGAGGCUCUCUACUCCAAGAUGAGAUUCGAAACAUUAAAAUAUCAGACUUUAAGACGCUAUGACUUAACACAUGAUUUCUAUUGUUCGAAAUAAAGUAAAUAUCCAUUUU
This is a messenger RNA of Condylostylus longicornis, 2011 nucleotides long. RefSeq names its product angiotensin-converting enzyme-like. Bases 53 to 1924 code for a protein of 623 amino acids. The transcript is spliced from 7 exons. Gene Ontology annotation, molecular function: metallopeptidase activity; peptidyl-dipeptidase activity. Lineage: Eukaryota; Metazoa; Arthropoda; Insecta; Diptera; Dolichopodidae. Gene Ontology annotation, cellular component: plasma membrane. The record is from RefSeq and is a predicted model, not a curated record. Gene Ontology annotation, biological process: proteolysis.